Molecule: messenger RNA, 2362 nt
Organism: Dermatophagoides pteronyssinus (European house dust mite)
Lineage: Eukaryota; Metazoa; Arthropoda; Arachnida; Sarcoptiformes; Pyroglyphidae
Biological process (GO): regulation of transcription by RNA polymerase II
Cellular component (GO): nucleus
Source: RefSeq, a predicted model, not a curated record
GCACAUUCAAUGUUUAUAAAAUUUCGAUUAAUUCUAUUUGGACGGGAUUGAGUCAAGGUGUGUGAAUGGUUUUUUUUUUCGUUUCUUAAUGCGCGCAAGAUGGAACAAUCUGAAGUAAUUUAUGAAAUCAAUCAAGAAAUGAUUCAAACGGAACAACAACCGACACCGGAAUCAUCGACAGCUGUCGAAAUGCCACAAAUUAAACAAGAAAUUACCGAAAAUAAUAUGGAAAUUGAAAAUGAUCAUCAAAUAUUGAUCGAACAAGAAGGUUAUCAGGUAUCGAUCGAUGAUUUUGUCGCUUUUCACAAUGAACAAGUAAAAACAUUGAAAGAAGAUAAUAAUUAUUUGUCAAAAAGUUUUGAAAUAAUGUACAAGUUUAAAACUGUAUUGGAUCUUAUUAUUGACGAUUAUUUCAAAGAUGACAAACAUUUUAAAUAUAAAACCAUUGUCGAAUCGUUGGAAACCGAUCUUGUCACUUUUAUCGCUGAUGAUGAAGAAAAAUAUCAAUCAUUAAUUCAAGAAGUUAAUACAGAUAUUGUUUUGAAUGAAGAUAAUCAGCUUGAAUUUGUUGAACUUGAUAAUCCUAAUGAAGAAGAAGAGGAAGUUGUCAAUGGAAUCAACGAGUUCGGUCCAUCAAUCAUUCGCAGACUUCCCGGGCAAAAAUCUGCUCCGCUUCCAGAAUGCCCGGCAUGUGGAUUAAAAGUUCGUUGCCGUCUUAAAUUAGAAGGACAUCUAUUGGAACACGAAGAUAAUCCAUUGGUUGUUUGUAAUCAUGAAAAUUGUGAGACUGCGUUUGCGUUACAUGAAUUAACACAACACGAAAAAGAUUACCAUCCAGAUGUCUGUUUAAUAUGUGAAAUGUGUAAUGAAAUGUUUGAUAACAAGACAACUUUAGUUCAGCAUUAUAAACUUCAUAUAUCGAAAAAGGAAAAAUUGAAAUGUAACUUUCCGGGUUGUGAUUAUACCGAUAUAUAUGCUGGCCGUUUGGAUCGACAUAAAAAAAUUGCACACAAUAUUGAAGUUACCAAACAAUUUAAAUGCGAUUUUGAAGGAUGUGGUCGUAUAUUCAAAGAUCGACCAUCAUAUUAUACACAUUCAUUAAUUCAUAAAGAUCGAAGUUUGGUUUAUAAACACAAGUGCACUUAUGAAAAUUGUGGUGCCGUUUUUAAACGUCGAAGAAAUCUGGCUUUACACAUGCUAAAACACGGCUAUGUUAAACGAAAAUAUACAUGCAUGUAUGGUGAAUGCAGACGAACAUAUGCGCGCGAAAGAGAAUUAAUGCGACACAUUGAAUUGGUCCAUCGAGCUCGUCUCAAAAGCGAACCAAUUGAUGGUGAAGAAUUGGCAGCCAAUGAAACAGAAAAUGAAGAUGAAAAUAAAAAUGAUGAUGAUUCCAAUACCGAAGAUGGUAUGACAUUGGUUAAACGUAUACGAAAGAACAAAUCGAUCGAUAGUGAAUAUUCUGAUUCACAAUUAGAUGAUGAUUCACCGGCAAAUACGGCAAGAAAAAUAUUAUUUAUGAUGAAUAAAAAUAGCAGUAAUCCACAAGAAUUGGAAAUUAUUGGAGGCAGUGUUAAUGACAUUUAUCAAGAUAAUGAUCUUAUUGGAACUGAUUGUGAACUAUGUCAGAAAAAUUUUGGAUCAACCGAAGGAUUAUUAAAUCAUUUAAAAGAUCGCCAUCAUCAAUAUACGGUUAAAGCUUAUCGUUGUGAUCAUGAAAACUGUGACUUUGCAACACAUUUCCGUUCGAUUUUGGGUAAACACAAAAACGAUGUUCAUGGUGGUAAAUACAAAUGUGAAGUUUGUGGCAAAUUAUCUAAAGAUUCUGGCAACCAUAAUCGUCAUCGAAAUAUUCAUAAAAACAUUCUUUAUCGUUGUAGAGUGGCCGGAUGUGAUGCUGUUUAUAAAAGUCCAAAAGCGUAUUAUGUUCAUGUAUUGACACAUUCAAAUGAACAACCAGUUUAUGCUUGUGAUCAUCCUGGUUGCAAGUAUAUUACCUAUUACGUUAAUACAUUGAAUGUACACAAAUUGACACAUUCAGAUAUAAGAAAUUUUUUCUGUCCUUAUGAAAAUUGCGGCAAAGGAUUCAAACGUAAUGGUGAUCUUAACAAGCAUAUCAUACAUUCACAUAAAGGUGUGAAAAGACCACAAAAGAAACGUCAACGUCAAUCGAAUAAUGAUUCACAACUUAUAAUGUACCGUUGUAAAUAUGAAGGAUGUAAUUUUACUAGCGAUGAUGGUGAUCAAAUUAGUAAACAUGAAGAAGAACAUGAACAUGAAAUGGUUCCCGAAAAUGCCGAAGAAGAAGAAUAUUAAUCUAUAAUUCUUUGUUUAUUAUUAAUGAUUUUGAAUAAAAAAUGUU